ACCCUGCAAAAUUACAAGAUACUAUUCGCCUAUAUUAUAUAUUAUAAUAUACGCUGCCGAUUUUUGCACACCAAAUACUUUGGCCGAAAAAAAAUAACUUAGCGGGGUUGUAAGUGUGCGUUGCCGCACGAAAUAGAUAUGUGGAGAUGGUGGGCCACGCGACCUUGGCGCGAAGUUAAAGGAAGUCGUGUUGCAUGCUGGUGGAAGAAAAAAAAAUAAAGAAGAAUGCGCUAGUGUACAAAUGUCUGUACAACUUGAAUCUUGGAAUAUACAGUACGAUAUAUAACAACGGUGCGCCUCCAGAGUCGUCUUGUACAGUCCGUCUUGUUCUCGGCGCGGUUUACGUACUACCGACGACGGCACGCGCGAAGAACAGCGCCCAAUACCUACCUACCGAUGUUCCCAUGUCCCAUGGAUUUCCGUGUGGUGAUCCCAAAGAGUACAAACAAACCGUAACCAACGAACGCCGGAACGCGGACGCGGACGAGCGUGAAAAAAGGAACCCGCUCGCGGACGCCUCUCGACGAGUAUGACGCUACAAGAAAAAUAUUGGACCAAGAUCGAAGGCGCCUGUUGCAUAGUGGUCGCAUGCAUCACGGCCCUGGUAAAACUCGUGUUGAAGUACGUCGUCGGCACUUGUUCGAAUUUCGAAAAUCCGUCCGAUGCUCAGCGAAAAAUAUACAAAACAGUUGCGGAUAUUCCAGGACCAAGGUCGUUGCCUGUAUUUGGAACCAGGUGGAUCUAUUGGAGAUUCGGUUUGUAUAAACUGAAUGCCGUUCACUUGGCAUACAAAGACAUGUUUAUUCGGUAUGGCGAUAUUAUUUGCGAAGAGGCAUUGUGGAACAUACCAGUUAUAAGUGUCAAAAACAGAGAUUUCAUCGAAAGAGUACUUAGGCAAAGCGGAAAGUACCCUAUCCGACCUCCAAAUGAAGUAACAGCGAGCUACAGAAAGUCCCGGCCAGAUCGCUACACAAAUACAGGGCUUGUUAACGAACAAGGUGAAGUUUGGGCGAUGUUACGAAAUAAGCUAACGCCGGAACUUACUAGUCCUAGGACAAUACGACGUUUCUUGCCAGAAGUUAACCAGCUAGCAGACGAUUUUAAUAACUUGAUUUCCCAAGCGAGAGGCAGCAAUAACGUGGUCAGAGGAUUCGAGUCGUAUUGUAACAGAAUGGGUUUGGAAAGCACGUGUACGUUGAUUUUGGGAAGGAGAUUUGGAUUUUUGGACGGAGAGGUUAGUGAAACAGCUACGAGGCUGGCAGAUUCCGUGACCAGUCAGUUUCGAGCGUCGCAGGAAGCGUUCUACGGGCUUCCGCUCUGGAAAUUAAUACCGACCAAGGCGUACAAGGAAUUCGUAGCGAGCGAAGACGCCUUAUACGAAAUCGUGUCCGAUAUCGUAGACUCGGCGUUGGUCGACGAGGAGCAGUCUUGCACGGACGUGCGCAGCGUGUUCGUGUCUAUACUUCAGGCUUCAGAAUUGGACAACAGAGACAAGAAAGCCGCGAUUAUCGAUUACAUCGCCGCCGGAAUAAAAACGUUGGGGAAUACUCUGGUGUUUUUAUUGUACUUGAUCGCCAAACAUCCGGAAGUACAGGAAAAAAUAUACAACGAGGUAUCACGGUUGGCUCCUGCGGGUACACCUAUUACCGCUGAACAUUUACACAAGGCCACAUAUUUGAACGCGUGUAUAACCGAAGCGCACAGGCUUACGCCCACUGCUCCGUGUAUUGCAAGAGUGUUGGAAUCGGAAAUGGAAUACGACAAUUACCGAUUGCCACCAGGGACCGUCGUGUUGUUGCACACGGGGUUGGCGUGUUUGGAUGAAAACAAUUUCAAAGACGCAACUUCAUACAGACCAGAAAGAUGGUUGGACGAGUUGACGAAAAAAUCACCAUUUUUGGUCGCACCGUUCGGUUGUGGCAAACGAAUGUGUCCUGGGAAGCGAUUCAUAGAACUAGAACUCCAAAUUGUCUUGGCUAAGAUGGUCAAGCAAUUUCAAAUCGACUUUGAAGGACAGCUGAAAACCGAAUUUGAAUUUCUUUUGACACCCAUUGACUCGAAUUUUAUUCUACGAGAUAGAAUUUGUUGAUGUUAUUAAAUUAAAACUGUUAUGGUUUAAUACUGUACCUACUUACCUAUUUUAAAUAAUAAUUUAUAUUUUACUAUUCAAAUAUUUAUUUUAUAGACAAAGUUAAACAUAUCACAUUCUACCUAUACAUAUUUUUUAAGCUAUGAUUUAGUGUAUAUUAUAUAUUAUAAUAUUAAAAACCACACAUUUUUGUAUAAGUGACCGCGCGUGUGUGUGUUUUUUUGAUAAUUAUAACAAAAAUACAUAUUCAUAUUUAUGUUUAUUAAUUCGUUUUCAUUUCCUCCUUCAAAUGCAGGUAAGUAAUUUAUUUUUGUAAUAAUCUUUUGUCAGUUCUAUCUUCUAAUU
Molecule: messenger RNA, 2434 nt
Organism: Myzus persicae (green peach aphid)
Lineage: Eukaryota; Metazoa; Arthropoda; Insecta; Hemiptera; Aphididae
Product: ecdysone 20-monooxygenase-like
Exons: 11
Coding region: 530-2089 (519 amino acids)
Molecular function (GO): iron ion binding; monooxygenase activity; heme binding
Source: RefSeq, a predicted model, not a curated record